AUGUCAGGCCUAAUAUGUUCUUUGAAGUCGAAGGACUUCGCAUCUGGCAGUAUAUCCCUGAGUCGAUACCGCAAAGGGCUCAAAGGUCAGAAUCCGCGUCGAGAGAAUGGUCUGCAGCGGCCUGAAAUGCCCAUUCUUGCAUGGCGCCGAACACGGUCGAACGAGCCCCUGUUCCGGGAAUUCCAGACACCGUUGACUGAAGACAGCAAAACUCGACGUGUCCUGCGUAUCCUUGACGACCCGAAACCAGUGAUGCGCUUCCUUUGA
Penicillium canescens is the source of this 267-nucleotide messenger RNA. RefSeq lists its product as uncharacterized. The coding region runs from base 1 to 267 and encodes 88 amino acids. The record is from RefSeq and is a predicted model, not a curated record. The transcript is spliced from 2 exons. NCBI's taxonomy places the organism in Eukaryota, Fungi, Ascomycota, Eurotiomycetes, Eurotiales, Aspergillaceae.